AUGUCUAGCAUACCACCAGAAGCCUUUAAGUUUGUUCACAUCUCAAUUGGGUCUCUAGCAAUACUCGCUUCCCUUUCUCAAUUUUUGCUAAUUUUCACCAACUUCAAUGCAUUCCUAUUAGGGUUAUACUCUUUAGCUUUAUCAAUCCCCGUCGUGUAUUUAGAGUUCAAGAUUCCACCAAAUAUUUACAACUAUGCUUCCUUUUAUUUCAGUUUUCUAGGUAGAGGGUGCUUGAAUAUUUUAAUCGCUUUGAUCCUAUACCAUCAAGGCUUUUUCAGAAUCUUAACUACGAUCUUAUUAAUCUUUAACGGUAUCGCUUACAUUAUUUUCCAUUUCCUACCCUUCAUUAAUGAACCUGAAAACUUCAAACUGGCAAACCCAUCAUUGAGUUUGAACGACAAUGAAUUCGAUGACGAUGAUGAAGUGGUAUAG
This is a messenger RNA of Kazachstania africana CBS 2517, 432 nucleotides long. It is a transcript of the gene TVP15, whose product is annotated as Tvp15p. The transcript has a single exon. Bases 1 to 432 code for a protein of 143 amino acids. Gene Ontology annotation, biological process: vesicle-mediated transport. The record is from RefSeq and is a predicted model, not a curated record. Gene Ontology annotation, cellular component: Golgi membrane. NCBI's taxonomy places the organism in Eukaryota, Fungi, Ascomycota, Saccharomycetes, Saccharomycetales, Saccharomycetaceae.